UAUAUUCGGUAAUAGCCAUCUCAAUACAUUUCCAGCAGCGAUCCGACAUCAUGACAAGGACCGGAAGUUCUCCGCCUCCGUUUCGUUGGAAAGCUCUGCACUCGACUCUCCUGAUCUUCUCCAACACCUCGGAUUAGAAGAGAAAUGGAGAAGGCCGCCUCCAUGCUUGCCUCCUUCUUGGGCGGCGGUGGCUCGCCGGAGCCGCCCACCGCCACCGUCUCCUCCAUCUUCAUCUACCCGAUCAAGUCUUGCAGGGGAAUCUCUGUCCCUCACGCUCCCAUCACCUCCACUGGAUUUCGUUGGGAUCGGCAGUGGAUGGUUGUAAACUCAAACGGGAGGGCAUAUACUCAAAGAGGUGAACCAAAGCUUGCUUUGGUUGAGGUAGAGGUGCCAGCUGAUUCCUUUAAUGAAGAUUGGGAACCAACAGAGAACUCAUAUUUGGUUAUAAGGGCCCCAGGGAUGGAUACAUUGAAGGUUCCUCUGAACAGGAAAUGUGCUGUAACUCAUGGCAUCUCUGUAUGGGAGUGGUCUGGUGCUGCAUUUGAUGAAGGAUCUGAAGCAUCUGAAUGGUUUUCAAAUUAUCUUGGGAAGCCAAGUCGUCUCGUGCGUUUUAACGCUACAUCAGAAAUUAGAGCUGUAGAUCCUAAAUAUGCUCAGGGACACAAAACCAUGUUUUCGGAUCAAUAUCCAUUCUUGUUGAUAUCCCAGGGUUCUUUGAAUACACUAAAUGAACUUCUCAAAGAACCACUAUCAAUUAAUCGAUUCAGACCAAAUAUUCUCGUCGAUGGAUGUAAUCCAUUUUCAGAGGAUCUGUGGAAAGUAAUAAAGUUCAACAAGUUAACAUUUCAAGGUGUUAAACUAUGCUCACGUUGUAAGGUACCAACAAUCAAUCAAGAAAAUGGAAUUGCUGGUGUUGAGCCAACUGAAACUCUCAUGAAGUUCCGGUCUGACCAUGCUUUGCACCUAAAGGGGAAACCACAGGGGAAGGUAUACUUUGGGCAAAAUUUAGUCUGCAGAGAAUCCCUUUCCGCACAAGGCAAAGGCAAGAUCGUUAAGGUUGGAGAUCCAGUUUAUGUUCUUGAGGAGGUCUCUUCUUCUGCUGAUGCAGCAAUUUGAAUAUCAAAACAUUUAAUCUAGGUAACUGUGUCAAUGGGUACCUAUCAUGCAGCAAAUAGUGCAUAUAUGCAAAGAGAAUGUUUCAUUUUUCAGCCUAAGUUUAAGACAAAUGGACAAAAAAAAAAAAAAACACUAUAUCUGAAUCUUUGUUCACCUCAAAAAGAUACUAUUGCAGCUAUUCUCUGAA
Molecule: messenger RNA, 1303 nt
Organism: Elaeis guineensis (African oil palm)
Lineage: Eukaryota; Viridiplantae; Streptophyta; Magnoliopsida; Arecales; Arecaceae
Molecular function (GO): pyridoxal phosphate binding; molybdenum ion binding; catalytic activity
Source: RefSeq, a predicted model, not a curated record